Messenger RNA from Abrus precatorius (Indian licorice), 4568 nucleotides. Its product is annotated as putative lysine-specific demethylase JMJ16. The transcript is spliced from 14 exons. The record is from RefSeq and is a predicted model, not a curated record. Gene Ontology annotation, cellular component: nucleus. The coding region runs from base 496 to 4110 and encodes 1204 amino acids. NCBI's taxonomy places the organism in Eukaryota, Viridiplantae, Streptophyta, Magnoliopsida, Fabales, Fabaceae. Gene Ontology annotation, biological process: chromatin remodeling. Gene Ontology annotation, molecular function: histone H3K4me/H3K4me2/H3K4me3 demethylase activity.
AAAAAAAACCCAAAAGGAAAAAAAAAUAUCAUCUAGUAUAGACAUUAAUGAAGAGGAUUCAGAUUUGUCUAUGUUGCUUCCUCAAUCGUCUUCUUCCUCCAUCUUGUUAGGGUUUGUAGAGCUAUCAUUUUGUCUUCAAUUCUUCACGCUCAUCCUUCUUACCACCGGCCAUCGAUAGGACUUUGAAAUUUUCUUUUAUUUUUGACCGAUAUUCCACUGUAUUAACCCAAUUUUUCCGUGUAUCCAACCUUACAAUAGAAAAUCGCAAUUCCUCCACGAUUUCCUUUAGUUAUCUCCUGAUAGGAUUGAUACUCUCCGGCAAUUUGUGAAGUUACAGCAACAUUGAAUUAGCUUCUAUUGAUGUGAUUUCUAGCUUUAAUAUGCAGUGGAAGUUCAGAGAACCAACAAACUCAACAUCUUUCACUUCAUAAGUAUACUUCCUAUCCAAGGAAGACAAGUCAGAGGCAUUAUACCUGUUGCCUUUUGCAUGACGUUAUGAUGGGGACAGAGCUUAUGAGAAUAUGUGUUAAAGAAGAUAAUGAUGAUUUUCCAUCAGUUCCACCAGGUUUUGAGUCAUAUACAUCUUUCUCACUGAAGAGGGUAGAAGACAAUGAAAACCAAAAUGAUAAAAAUAUGACCAGUUGUUCAGCCUCAACAAGUGCUUCUGAAUCACAAUCAACUAAGGUGGAAAAUGAUGUUCAAGUUCAUGAUACUGCAAAGGUUCCUAGAUCCCUACGACGAAGACCCUGGAUUAACUAUGGACAAUAUGAGAACAGUUCUGAUGACGACUCUGACCGUGAGCGGCUUGAUCAAAAUUUUGUCUCAAGAUCUUGUCUUCCUAAGGGUGUCAUCCGUGGAUGUCCAGAUUGCAGUAAUUGUCAAAAGGUUGUUGCUAGAUGGCGACCAGAAGAUGCUUGUAGGCCAAAUCUUGAGGAUGCUCCUGUUUUCUAUCCUACUGAAGAGGAGUUUCAAGAUACUUUAAAAUAUAUAUCAAGCAUUCGCACGAGGGCUGAACCAUAUGGAAUUUGUCGCAUUGUUCCGCCAUCUUCCUGGAAACCCCCUUGUCCUCUCAAGGAAAAAAGCAUAUGGGAGGGUUCUAAAUUUGCUACACGUGUUCAGAGGAUUGACAAACUUCAGAAUCGUGAUUCAGGGAGAAAGAUGUCAAGGAUUCAAAGUAAUAUGAAGAGGAAAAGGAGAAGAUGCACAAGAAUGGGGGUGGAUAAUGGCACUAGAAUGGGACCUAGUGCUGGAUUUUGUGAAACUGAAAGGUUUGGGUUUGAACCUGGUCCAGAAUUUACCUUGGAAACAUUUCAGAAAUAUGCAAAUGAUUUUAAGGGAAAAUACUUCAGAAAAAAUGAGAGUGUAGCUCAUUUGGGUGUGAAUACAACAAUUUUAAAUGAUACCACAGAGCCUUCUGUGGAAAAAAUUGAAGGUGAAUAUUGGCGGAUGGUUGAGAGUCCUACUGAAGAAAUUGAGGUGCUUUAUGGAGCUGAUCUGGAAACUGGGGUUUUUGGGAGUGGUUUCCCCAAUAAGUCUUGUCAAGUUGGUUGUGCUUCACAAGAACAGUACAUAACAUCUGGCUGGAAUUUAAAUAACUUUGCAAGGCUACCUGGAUCUCUGCUCUCCUAUGAAAGCAGUGAUAUAUCUGGCGUUCUAGUGCCAUGGUUGUAUAUAGGAAUGUGCUUUUCCUCCUUUUGUUGGCAUGUGGAAGAUCACCAUUUAUAUUCAUUAAAUUACAUGCAUUGGGGAGCUCCAAAAUUGUGGUAUGGUGUCCCUGGAAAGGAUGCCUGCAAAUUAGAAGAGGCCAUGAGAAAGCAUUUACCAGAACUUUUUGAAGAACAACCUGACUUGCUUCAUAAGUUGGUCACUCAGCUUUCUCCUUCUAUCCUGAGGUCUAAAGGAGUACCAGUUUAUAGGUGUGUUCAAAACCCUGGGGACUUUGUUCUGACAUUUCCUCGAGCCUACCACUCUGGAUUCAAUUGUGGUUUCAACUGUGCUGAGGCUGUUAAUGUUGCUCCUGUUGACUGGUUGCCCCAUGGGCAUAUUGCAAUAGCGCUAUACCAGGAGCAGGGGCGCAAGACUUCUAUAUCUCAUGAUAAGCUGUUACUUGGGGCUGCAAGGGAAGCAGUACGAGCCCAAUGGGAGCUUAAUUUGCUAAAGAAGAAUACCUCAGAUAAUCUACGAUGGAAGGAUGUCUGUGGAAAGGAUGGCCUUUUGGCAAAAGCACUCAAGACACGUGUUGAGAUGGAGCGAGCAAGAAGGGAAUUUUUCUGCAGUUCUUCACAGUCAUUAAAAAUGGAGAGUAGUUUUGAUGCUACAAAUGAAAGGGAAUGCAACAUUUGCUUUUUUGAUUUACACCUAUCUGCAGCUGGUUGUCGCUGUUCCCCUGAUAGAUAUGCUUGCUUGGAUCAUGCAAAGCACUUUUGUUCAUGCUCUUGGGAUUCCAGAUUUUUCCUCUUCCGUUAUGAUAUUAGCGAACUAAGUAUUCUUGUUGAGGCCUUGGAAGGAAAAUUAAGUGCAAUAUACAGAUGGGCAAAAUCAGAUCUUGGGCUGGCACUCUCUGCUUAUGUCUCAGCAGACAAGGAAACAAUACUAAAGGAAUUGAAAUUGCAUUCAUCCAAUUUGUCUCAUUCUUCCAGGGCUACUGUGCAUAAAGAGAUGGCUUUGCAUCCAUCAAAUAAAUUUAUUGACGAUUCUCAAUUGAUUGAUGUACCAAUAGAGAAUCAAGCAAAUUCAGUAAAUAGCAAAGAUCAGAGUUAUUUUCAACAGAGGAAAUCAACUGAAGCUACUUCAUCUUUGAGUUCCAUUAAGGAGUUGACAUUAAAAAGCUCAAAACCUACAUGUGAGAUGGCUACGCAUAAGAUCUGUGUCAAAGAAGAACCCGUUAUUUGCAGAUCAAAGCUAAGAACCUCUAGUUGUCAACUGUCUCAAGAGGAUUCAUCAUAUGCUUUAUCUCUGCCCCUCUCUCAACAUGGAGGUUCUAGAGAUAAAGCAAACUCAUGUAACAACCAAGACAAGGGUGCUAUUACAUUGGCCCAUGAAAAUAUGAGUUCUGAUUCAACUCAGCUUUUGCAUGUGAAACAAGAAUGUCAUGAACACAGGGGACCAGUUCUAGCUUCUACCCCAGUAGAUCUUUCUUGUCGUAUAGGUCUUACCAGUGCGGAAUCAGCUAGAAACACUCCAGCUUCUUCAACAGUGGAGACCAAUGAUCAUUGCUUGGAAAGUUUAGACAUUUGUCCUCUGAACCCACAACAUUCUGGAACUAUCAAGGCUAGGAAUGAGGAUAGUCAUGAAAAGUUUGGAGGAUGUGCUCCUAAUGUAGCAGAUAAUGCAAAAGCCCUUAAUGGGAACCUUUCUUGCAGUCCAAACAAUUACCGCCAGAAAGGUCCUCGCAUUGCAAAGGUUGUUCGGCGUAUCAACUGCAAUGUUGAACCAUUAGAAUUUGGAGUGGUGCUUUCUGGAAAGUCAUGGUGCAGUAGUCAGGCUAUAUUUCCAAAGGGAUUUAGAAGCCGUGUUAGAUACAUAAAUGUCUUAGAUCCAUCUAGCAUGUGUUACUAUAUUUCAGAAAUUCUUGAUGCUGGACGUGGUUGGCCUCUAUUUAUGGUUUCCCUGGAAAAUUGUUCAAGCGAGGUCUUCAUUCAUAUGUCAGCUGCAAGAUGCUGGGAACUUGUGAGAGAGAGAGUGAAUCAAGAGAUCACAAAGCACCAUAAGAUGGGAAGAAAGGGUCUUCCUCCUUUACAGCCUCCUGGCAGCCUUGAUGGCUUUGAAAUGUUUGGGUUUUCUUCACCAGCAAUAGUGCAGGCUAUUGAGGCACUUGAUUGUAGUCGAGUAUGUAAUGAAUAUUGGGACUCCCGUCCCUAUUCCCGUCCUCAAGGGCAGAUUUCACAAGCUUGCCACACCAAUGUAAAUGGUGGAAAUGGUCAAGGGAUUCACAUGAAUCAGCACAUACCCGUUGGAGCUGUUGAAGUACUGAGGAGCCUAUUCAAAAAGGUCAAUGGAGAAGAAUUGAACUUACUGUACAGCAUUCUUAGUGACAAUAAGCCAGCGGCUGACCGUAUCCUAAUUGCGAAACUUAUCAAUGAAGAGAUUCACAAAUCACAACCGCCCUAGGUAAUUCAUUAUUUGGACGGGGAAUUGUUCAUACGCCUAACCUUUUCCUGACAUGUAAAUUGUAGUUCCUUCGAGGUUGCGCAUGCAAUUUCAUGCAACCUUAAUCUGUGUUUUUUCCCCCCACCUGAAUGGAGGUUAUAGAGAAAGAAAAAGGAGAAAAAAGGAAAUAAAAUUAGAAAAAGGGAGAGAAAAAAAGAGAGCCCAUUUCCCUUUAAAAUUUUGCUUAUUUCAAGUGUCAGCUGGGAUGGAAAGUUAUCAAGUGUCACUUAGGCUGUCUCAUCUGAAACUCUGAAAGGCGAGGUUGCCGGCCUUUGUUGAUUUCGGUUCAUAUAUGUUGUACACAUAGUUUGAAACAACAAUUAGGGUUAUGUUUAGAUUUGAUUAAUUAUUUUAGAAAAUAGCUUUUUACUCAAAUUAAGCUGUUUUCUCCAAAAGUAAAUAUGUUCGGGUUUUAUAAG